UAAUAUUUGUAACUAUAAAUAUAAAUAAAUAGCAGCAACGCAAGAGUUGGUUGUCAGUAACUAUUUCACUCUGCACCUACUCCCUCUCCCACACCUACCUGGUUUAAUUGAAAUAAUGGCGAGAAAGAAGAUCAGAGAGUAUGAUUCAAAGAGAUUAGCGAAAGAGCAUUAUAAAAGGAUUUCCGGCUCCGAUUUAGCUAUCAAAUCUGCACAGGUUACAGAAUCAACCGACUUGACUGAGCUAAUAGAGAGAGAACCAUGGCUCUCUUCAUCAAAAUUGGUUGUUAAACCCGACAUGUUGUUUGGAAAGCGUGGAAAGAGUGGGCUCGUUGCUCUAAAUCUUGAUUUGGCCCAAGUGUCUGAAUUUGUAAAGGCACGGCUUGGCAAAGAGGUUGAGAUGGGAGGAUGCAAAGGACCCAUAACCACAUUCAUUGUUGAGCCAUUUGUUCCACACAACGAAGAGUUUUAUAUCAACAUUGUAUCUGAACGAUUAGGAUGUAGCCUUAGCUUUUCAGAAUGUGGAGGAAUUGAUAUCGAAGAGAAUUGGGACAAGGUUAAGACAAUUUUUUUGCCAACUGGAAUGUCUUUGAAUCAAGAGAUAUGUGCUCCACUUGUUGCAACCCUUCCAUUGGAGAUCAAACCUGUAAUUGAAGAGUUUAUCAAAUCCAUAUACUCUUUAUUCAUUGAUCUUGACUUUACUUUCCUGGAAAUGAACCCUUUCACCCUGAUUGAUGGAAAGCCAUAUCCUCUUGAUAUGAGAGGAGAGCUUGAUGACACCGCAGCAUUCAAGAACUUCAAAAAGUGGGGCAACAUUGAGUUCCCAUUGCCUUUUGGAAGAGUUAUGAGUGCUACUGAAAGCUUUAUUCAUGGACUAGAUGAAAAGACUAGUGCAUCUUUGAAGUUCACAGUUCUUAAUCCAAAGGGACGAAUUUGGACUAUGGUUGCAGGUGGUGGGGCCAGUGUCAUAUAUGCUGAUACGGUUGGAGAUCUUGGUUAUGCUUCUGAGCUUGGAAACUACGCAGAAUACAGUGGAGCACCAAACGAAGAGGAGGUUUUACAGUAUGCUCGAGUUGUCAUUGAUUGUGCAACUGCUGAUCCUGAUGGUCAAAAGAGAGCUCUUGUAGUAGGAGGUGGUAUUGCUAACUUCACUGAUGUUGCAGCCACAUUCAAUGGCAUCAUUCGUGCCAUGAAGGAGAAGGAGUCUAAGUUGAAAGCUGCAAACAUGCAUAUCUACGUAAGGAGAGGAGGUCCAAAUUACCAAAGAGGGCUUGCAAAGAUGCGUGAACUCGGGCAGGAAAUCGGCAUCCCAAUUGAGGUAUAUGGGCCUGAAGCAACAAUGACAGGAAUAUGCAAACAAGCAAUUGAUUGCAUCACUGCCUCGGCCUAAACUACCUUUGGGUUUUUCUGCUUUGAUGCCUUGUCGUGUUUAAAUGGAAGUCUUGUGAUUGUUUGUUUUUGUUUCUUUAUAUUAUUCUUCUGAACAUUCGUAGAUAUUUGAAGUAAAAGAACAUAAUGGUAAUAUUGUAAACAUGGGUAUAGUAUACCAGACUCGUAGUCUUGUUGAAAUAUUGUAAUUCUGUGAAACAAUCAUAAAUUAAUGAA
This is a messenger RNA of Erigeron canadensis, 1602 nucleotides long. RefSeq names its product ATP-citrate synthase alpha chain protein 2. The coding region runs from base 116 to 1387 and encodes 423 amino acids. NCBI's taxonomy places the organism in Eukaryota, Viridiplantae, Streptophyta, Magnoliopsida, Asterales, Asteraceae. Gene Ontology annotation, molecular function: succinate-CoA ligase (ADP-forming) activity. The transcript is spliced from 13 exons. Gene Ontology annotation, cellular component: succinate-CoA ligase complex. The record is from RefSeq and is a predicted model, not a curated record. Gene Ontology annotation, biological process: succinyl-CoA metabolic process; tricarboxylic acid cycle.